This is a messenger RNA of Racocetra persica, 389 nucleotides long. The record is from the annotation of a GenBank genome assembly. NCBI's taxonomy places the organism in Eukaryota, Fungi, Glomeromycota, Glomeromycetes, Diversisporales, Gigasporaceae.
AUCACCGACGACACCUACAACACCGACAAUACCGACAAUAUACUUGCUACAAGAUGUUUGGUUACAUUAUGUAUGGAGCCAUAAGGUUUCCUCUUUAUUACGAAAUGAAGAUGUUAUUCGUGCUGUGGUUGAUCCUCCCGCAAACACAACCACAAUUCUCUAUGAUUCUUUUGUUGUUCCAACCUUAACACGUCAUGAGAAAGAUAUCGACAAAGCAUUAGGAGUGGCACAAGAACAAGCAACAAAUAAGGGGAUAGAAUUAAGCAAAGAAGGAAUAGCUAAGUUGUACCAAAUAGCUGCUGAGGGUCUUCUAAAGACUGGCUUAUAUACGCCUGAGACAUCUACUAGUCAAGCUCCACUCAAUUCUAAGGAAAAAAAUCAAGAGAGUA